This is a messenger RNA of Brassica napus (rape), 3802 nucleotides long. RefSeq lists its product as uncharacterized. Lineage: Eukaryota; Viridiplantae; Streptophyta; Magnoliopsida; Brassicales; Brassicaceae. The transcript has 2 exons. The record is from RefSeq and is a predicted model, not a curated record. Gene Ontology annotation, molecular function: zinc ion binding. Bases 838 to 3015 code for a protein of 725 amino acids.
AAUUAAAAUUAGUGGAGGUUGUAUUUGACACCAGAAGAAUUUUCAAGUCCUGUUUGUCACAGUUGAUAUUGCCAUAUUGGAAUGCUAGUUCAUCGAUUUUGAGUAGCUAGCCAUAGCACAAACGACACGUGGCAUCACGUAAAUGCAGUUAUGAUAAAGAAAAGUUGGAUUUAAUUUAAGUAGACAAAUAGAAGGCCCAUGAGGCUUCGAGGCCCUCUCCAACAAGAAGAAGAAUCCUCGUCUCCUGUGCACGCGAAAUAGACGAAGAAGAAGCAGAAGGAAGAGGAAGCUAAAUCGGGAGUGGCGCAUUUUAGCCGUCCGCAUAACCGUCGCUGUCUCUCCUCUUCGACAACAUCGGGGAUUUUAAUCUACAAAGGGACAAAGGACAAAAAAAAAAAUCUAUAACCACCAAAACUAAUCUCUUAUGGGACAAAUGAGUGUAAGUUAUGAUUAUACCCUUAAUGAAAGCUCAACAUCAACCAUUGGAUCUGAUUCUUCACGUUAUAAUCUGAGCCGUCCGAUCUUUAAAGAUGAAAUAUUUACAAUAAUGCCAUUAAUGAAACUUGUCUCUCAGCCGCUGGAUCUUAUGAGUCUGUUUUAAUCUUAGCCAUCAGAUUUUAUCUGGGUCCCACUGAAAAUUUAAUCACUCUUCUUCUUCUACAUUUCUUCUUCAACCAUACCCAACCACGAAAAUUCAUUUCCUUCACCAACCAAACCUCUAUUCUUCAACUCUUCACCCACAAACCUUUACCUCUGUUUCUUAGGGUAGUUUUACAGGUUAUGACACCGUGAAACAUCCCAUUUGCGUCGUCCUUGGUUCUGAAAUCUAUUGGAAGUAUGGAUAGCAAUGGAUCUGUGGUGAUACACUUUGAACAUGGUGUAGACCGACAUAUUUCUACUUUGGUGAUGAAAGGAAGAUAUGAGGAGAUUACUUAUUCCCACUUGGUUGAUAGAAUAGGCAAAAAACUGAAGAUUGAUGUAGAUGCCACCAAGCUUCAACUGAGUUACUUUCCGCUGGUCUUGAAUAAUAAAAAUUCUUGUUAUAUCUUGGAUGAUGAAGAUGUUUUAGGAUAUUUGAUGAUGGUAGAUAAGAAGAACCGACGUUGUGUCUUGCAUGUGGAACUUGCCAAAAUCGUCUCAGAAAAUCAGAGCAACGAGAUGUUUUCUAUGAAUGAGGAAAAUCUGAGUGAUGCCAGAGCUAAUGAUGGCAUGGUUGGAGUUGGAGAGUUGGAAAUUGUUCCUCAUAUUCAAGAGGAUGAGUUUGAGCAUGAGAAAAUCAGUGAAGAGGGUGAUGAAAUGGAUGAUAGGGAGGAGUUGCCGGCUGUUACAGCAGUUGAACCUCCUGUUGUCAAUUCAGAAUGGGAUGAUGGCAUUGAUAUUAGUCUUCAUCAAGAAUUAGCGACUAGAGAAGAAGUGAGGGAUUUAGUGGACAAAGGUGUGCAUUCCAAUUGUUUUGAGGUUGAUAUACAGAAGUCGAAUCCUCGGGUUUACAUACUGAAAUGUCGUGGGGCUGGAUGCAGAUGGUAUUUACGAGCUGCAAAGCUGAAAAACUCUGAUUUUUUCUCUAUCAGAACGUAUAGAAAGAUUCAUACGUGCUCUCGUGGAGAUGCAAGUGUCAUGAAGAAGAAGAAAAGAGGCACGCCAAGCUUGGUCGCAUCAGUGGUGCACUCUGAUUAUCCCGGCAAAUACAAGACUCCGGAUCCAAAGACUCUCAUAGAUUUGGUGCAGAACAAGCUGGGUGUUAAGGUUUCAUAUUCUACGGCUUUGAGAGGGAAAAAUAAAGCUUUGAGUGAUUUACGUGGUAACCCGGAGGAGAGUUUUGCUAGGCUGCCAUCUUACUUGUACAUGUUACAAAGGAUGAAUCCUGAUACCAUUACACGAUUAGAAGUGGAUGAGAAGAACCAGUUUAAGUAUAUGUUCUUUGCGCUCGGAGCUUGCAUCGAAGGGUUCAAGGCGAUGAGGCAAGUGAUAAUAAUGGAUGGAACUCACCUGAAGGGUGUGUACAAAGGAGUGCUUCUCAUUGCCACUGCUCAAGAUCCAGAUCAUCAUCAUUAUCCCCUUGCUUUUGCAGUAGUAGAUGGUGAGAAAAAUGCAAGUUGGGAGUGGUUUUUAACUAUAUUAAAAACUUUGAUACCAGAUGAUCCUCAGCUUGUAUUUUGUACUGAUAGAAACCAAAGCAUCAUCAAGAAAGUACACGAGGUAUACCCAUUGGCGAUCCAUGGAUAUUGCAAUUAUCACUUGUCUAAUAAUGUCAGCGGAGCUUGCAGCAAUGUUAACAAGAAAGGGGUUGCCAAAAAAUUUAGAAGUAUUGCUGGUAUUUACAGUGAGGUGGAGUUCAUCAAAUGCUACAACGAUUUCAGGAAAAUGUAUCCUCAAGCGGCCGAGUAUCUAGAUGACAGUGUUCAUGAGACAAAAUGGGCAAGAUGUAAAUUUCCGGGAGAAAGGUACAACAUAGACACAACCAACACUGUUGAAUCUAUCAAUGGUGUUUUGAAGGAACCAAGGAAAUAUGCGUUGUUGCCAAUGCUUGAUGUGAUCGUGGAAAAGAUAACAGAAUGGUUCAACAAAUACCGUCUAUUAUCUCUACGCGUACCAGAGAGGCAGAUACUAAUCCUACAUGUGCAUGGGAUAUUGCAUCACAUAUAUCCUUCGGCUAAAAAGCUGAAGGUGACCGAGCUAAAUACAUUUGAAGGUCACUACAAUGUGCUUGGCGAUGAUGGUCAUGGUUAUUUGGUUGAUCUGAGCAACAAAACAUGCUAUUGUAGGUGUUUUGAUAUUGAUCGGUAUCCUUGUGUGCAUGCACUUGCUGCCAUCAUGGCGCGUGGAGAAAUGGCUGAACAUUAUUGUUCUAGGUAUUACUGGAUGGAGCAGUGGACUUUGGCAUAUUACAGGACAAUAUAUCCAGUGCCUCAUCAUUCAACAUGGGAAAGUUCUGAAAUUCCUGAGGAAAUCCGAUAUCAGGUUGUCCUCCCUCCGUAUGUGGAGAAAAAAAAAAGGAAGACUACAAGUUACUAGAUUCCCCUCUGCCGGAGAAUAUCGGAGGAAGAGAAAGAAGAAGUUUCCACCAUUGAUUGGUGAAAACGAAGAAAGUGGCAGUGAUGGCAGUGACAGUGAUAGCAGUGGUAGUGACAGCAGUGACAGCAAUGGAAAUGGGAACGAAGAAGGUGACAACGAAGGAAGUGGUAACGAAAAAAAUGAUGAAUGAGUCUCAUUUGUUUGUAGAAUUUAUUUGUGUGUUGUGGAACUUAUUUGUGUUGUAGAAUUAUUUAUGUGUUGUGGAACUUUAUUUAUGCAUUAUGUUUGUGUUGUCUUACUGGUACAACUCGUAAAACUCAAAUAUGUUCGACUGGUAAAUCUAGUACAACUAUGUCUAAUUUACUAAAAUAGGAUCUACUAGUAUAACUAGUACAACUGUGCAGGUUGUAAAAUUUAAAUAUUCUUUUGGGUGUUCCCUAUUAAAAAACCAAUCAAAUAGUCUAAUUUUUAAGUGUUUGGAAAGGUUUCUUUGUGUUUUGUAUUGUGUUCUUUUUUUUUUUUUAGAUUUCUAACUCCAUCACAAAAGUUUGUUUGAUCUACCUUAUACUUUUAAGGUUUGUUAACUUGUUUGUCCACUUAUUUUUUUCAAAACAUACAUGACAAGUAUUUUCACAAUAGUGAUGAUUUCAUUGUAUCCGAGCAAGCAUAUGUAAACAUACAACAGUGGUACAACUAAGGUAAUUGUAUUUUUUAUAUGGUACAACUAAUAUUUUCCGAUUUCACUGCCAAAGUAUAACUAUGUACAAACUGGUACAACUAAUAAACU